Paraglomus brasilianum is the source of this 1683-nucleotide messenger RNA. The record is from the annotation of a GenBank genome assembly. Lineage: Eukaryota; Fungi; Glomeromycota; Glomeromycetes; Paraglomerales; Paraglomeraceae.
AUGUCUUCCGAGCGUUCUUGUUUGCGUGAAAAAGCAACGGGCUUUCUUAAAAACCGCGUCUUGUCUAUUGUUGCAUCGGCUUCGGCGUCUUACUAUUCAGGGGGGGCGACGACCGAAAGUACGGAAGUAACAGAGUUGGAGUCUCAUGAGUUUACUGCAUCUCGCGAAGAGUUAAGGGCAAUGGAGCAGCAUUGCAUAUUAAUCCCUACAUAUGCUUUUUUGGAUCCAGAAAGUGAUGGAAUGUGGAGUGUACGAGUACGCGGAUGGGCUUAUUCUAUGCGAAAGAGUCGAAAAAGAAGUUUGCUGCUAGGGGUUGCCCGAAAGGUGACUGGCGUGACAAAAGACGAUGUUCGCAACAGACAUCUCGAAGAACGUGUCGGUAUGUUUCUUGCCAAGAAUCUCCGUCAUCAACACUAUACCGUUGAGGUCACCGGUGUCGCGCAACCCACGCACAUGGAACUGGACUGCGAGUUGGCUUCUGACUACGAAGACGAACAAAACUUUAACAAUGGUCCUCUCACUAUUCUUGACUCUAAAAAUGCAACGCUUGUGGAUGAGGACGAUUUAUCUUCGAGUGGAAGUAGCGAUGGAAAUGGCGACUGUUCGGGAGAGAGCGAAAAAGUCGAAGUCGUUGAAGAACAGGACCUCGCAGAGCCCGUGAUACACGUUACGAGUAAUACCGGCCAUUUUUCUGGGAAGAUUUUGAUUCCCACGGCUAUGGUUGAUAAAUGGAUUGCUGAAAGUAGUGAUUGCAGGAAGAGUAUGAGACUGUUGCAAUUGCAUGCUACUCCGGAAGGAAGGAGAAAACCUCACGUAUCGCCUGGUCUGGCGAAUUUGGUCGAGUUAGAGGGUCUUUCUAUCAUAUCUGACAUUGAUGAUACCAUUAAAGAGACUAACAUUGGUGGUGGUGCACGUGUAGUGCUCCAUAAUACCUUCUUACAUGAGACGAAAGAGGUUCCAGGCAUGGCGAAUGUCUAUAUGAAUUGGUAUAAUCGUGGGGCAUCAUUUCACUACGUUUCCAACUCACCAUGGCAGCUAUUCCCUAUGCUCACAGUAUUCUUUCAUACAAAGAAAUUUCCGCCUGGAUCAGCUCAUCUGAAGUUUUAUAAUGAUUUAGUGAAAGCACUACUAGAUGAACCGCAAAGGAAUAAGAGAGACUCCAUACUGGAGAUAUUGAAAGACUUUCCCAAACGCAAAUUUAUACUAAUUGGAGACAGUGGUGAAAUUGAUAUGGACAUUUAUUCUGCAAUAGCCAAGGAACACCCAAACCAAAUACAUCACAUAUUUAUCCGUGAUGUCUCGACCGAACGUCUCAAGAACUUGCCCGCUCCUCCGGCCAAACGUUCUCGUUCCUUCCCCUUUAUUCCCAGUCGCACUUCGUCCUCAAAUUCUUUCAAAAGCAGCAAAUCUAUGCCAGCAAUUGUAACCAAUCCCAACGCCGUCAGUGAACUUACUGCUUUAGAGAGCCCCGUAUCUCCGAGUUCGGAAGACAUGAGCCCGUUGGAUAGUCCAGAGUAUCACCCUACAGAUUGUCCAAAGACGCCAUUAGAGGAAUUUUACGAGAGAGUGGAAAAAUGCAGAGCUAUGACUCCUAACGGGGCAUUUACGAUGUUUAAGGAUGCGACAGAGUUGGAACAUCAUGAAGCUCUCGAAGCUGCGUUUGAACUAGUGGAAAGAUUGUGA